Messenger RNA from Aureobasidium subglaciale EXF-2481, 840 nucleotides. RefSeq lists its product as uncharacterized. Bases 14 to 682 code for a protein of 222 amino acids. NCBI's taxonomy places the organism in Eukaryota, Fungi, Ascomycota, Dothideomycetes, Dothideales, Saccotheciaceae. The record is from RefSeq and is a predicted model, not a curated record. The transcript has a single exon.
CCGAUAUUAUCUCAUGGCACAUGCUAAUGAAAAUCCCGAUACCUCACCACUCUGCCUCGUAUGCCGCUUCCUCGCGGACUUGCCACGAUCGAGAUUCUCAGAAGACCUGGUACUAGCAUGUCUGAAUACGCUACUCCCGAAGACCGAACUACAACUACAACAUUGGUUUGAGCCCGACUCCAAACCAGACGACUGGGCCAUCACAUUCCCGGAACUAUAUCUCCUUUCAAGACGAAAUGAUGUCAAUAAACGCUAUCUCGUAGGCUCUCAACCUAGGCACUUGAAGUUGACGUGGAAGGAGUUUCGCGAGUCGCAUGUUGCGAAAGUGUAUAUGCGACAUACGAAUACCGUUACCUUGGCUACUAGGAUGAAGAGCCCUUCAUACAUGUAUGUGAUUGCCAAGUUUUACCCUUCUUCCAUUGGUAAGCCUAGUGUCAAGUUUGAAACGGACUACUAUGGUUUCGAGAAAGCUUACUGCAGAUUGGAUGUCGAGUACAUCAAGAUGAGGGUUGAGAGGAUAUUGCUGGUGUGGAAAGAAGUGUGGAAGCCUACGAAGAUGACUUUUGAUGUUAUUGAAACCAUGGCAGAAGAUUUGAGGAAAAUGAACGAAGAGCUAAUUCAACCGUGCUUGCUCGAGAACUCUGAGAGCGAGAGCGGAACUCCCGAGGGUAUGUUGGAUUAGGGUAUGUACGCUUUGAACAUAGUUGGACCUUGUACCUCCCUGACCAAGCUAAUACCACACCCAUUUCUCACCAAUGCCGAGUUCGAUACCGUUAUGGUACCCAUUGUGAGCUAGUAGUCGUAUGGCACUCGUAGUGAUUUUUCAUCGUCGUCGUGGAG